AUGAGAGGACAGAGGACAGCAUCAGAGGACAGAGGACAGCAUCAGAGGACAGCAUCAGAGGACAGAGGACAGCAUCAGAGGACAGAAAACAGCAUCAGAGGACAACAUGAGAGGACAGAGGACAGCAUCAGAAGACAGAGGACAGCAUCAGAGGACAGAGGACAACAUGAAAGGACAGCAUCAGAGGACAGAGGACAACAUGAGAGGACAGCAUCAGAGGACAGAGGACAACAUCAGAGGACAGAGGACAGCAUCAGAAGACAGAGGAUAGCAUCAGAGGACAGAGGACAGCAUCAGAGGACAGAGGACAGCAUCAGAGGACAGAGGACAGCAUCAGAGGACAGAGGACAGCAUCAGAGGACAGAGGACAGCAUCAGAGGACAGAGGACAGCAUCAGAGGACAGAGGACAGCAUCAGAGGACAGAGGACAGCAUGAGAGGACAGAGGACAGCAUCAGAGGACAGAGGACAGCAUCAGAGGACAGAGAACAGCAUCAGAGGACAGAGGAUAGCAUCAGAGGACAGAGGACAACAUCAGAGGACAGAGGACAACAUGAGAGGACAGAGGACAACAUGA
This is a messenger RNA of Knipowitschia caucasica, 576 nucleotides long. The record is from the annotation of a GenBank genome assembly. Lineage: Eukaryota; Metazoa; Chordata; Actinopteri; Gobiiformes; Gobiidae.